Pedinophyceae sp. YPF-701 is the source of this 1269-nucleotide messenger RNA. NCBI's taxonomy places the organism in Eukaryota, Viridiplantae, Chlorophyta, Pedinophyceae. The record is from the annotation of a GenBank genome assembly.
AUGUCGCGCUCCAGGACGGCCACGCAGGUCCUCCGCGACCUCGCACGCGGCGUCCGGUCCCUCUCGGGCAGCUCGGCUGCUUCCAAGGCCUGCCCGGGCGAGACCCUCCCGCCCAUCUCCAAUGCGCACAAGUUCGACGGCACCAAGGCCCUCGACAUCCCGAACCGCUUCUUGAUGGGACCGGGCCCGGCGAACGCGUACCCGCGGAUUCUGGCAGCGCAGGCCAUGCCGCUGCUGGGACACCUGCACCCGCCGCUGCUGAAGAUCAUGGACGAGUGCCAGGAGGGCCUGAGGUACCUGUUCCAGACGGACAGCAAGUACACGCUGCUGGUGAGCGGCACGGGCCACGCGGGGAUGGAGGCCGCGAUCGCGAACCUCCUCGAGCCCGGGGAGACCAUCGUGGUGGGGAACAAGGGCGUGUGGGGCACGAGGGUGUGCGACCUGUCGGAGCGCUACGGAGCCAAGGUGGUGGACAUGAAGGGCGAGGGCGGCAAGGCGUUCGACCUCGCCACGAUCGAGGCGAACCUCAAGGAACACAAGCCCGCGGUGCUGUUCCUGUGUCAGGGCGAGUCCAGCACGGGCGUGCACCAGAGUCUGGCGGGCCUGGGGGACCUGUGCAAGAAGUAUGACACGCUGCUCCUGGUGGACACCGUGUGCUCCCUGGGCGGCGUCCCGCUGUACGCGGACGACUGGGGCGUGGACUGCAUAUACUCGGGCUCGCAGAAGUGCCUCUCGGCGCCCCCCGGCGCGUCGCCGUUCUUCUUCAGCGAGCGCGCGCUGCAGAAGCUCAUGUCGCGGAAGACCAAGCCCGCGACGUUCAACCUGGACAUGACGAUGAUCGGCGACUACUGGGGCUGGUGGGACAAGCGCAGCUACCACCACACGGGCGUGGUGUCGACGUUCUACGCCAUGCGCGAGGCGUUCGCGAUCGUCAACAACGAGGGGCUCGAGGCCAUGUGGAAGCGGCACCAGGACAUGCACGAGAUGCUCUGGGAGGGCCUGACCAAGUUCGGGCUCAAGCCGUACGUCGAGGACGACGCGGCGCGGCUGGCGACGGUCAACACCAUCCGCGCCCCGGACGGCGUGGACAUCGCGAAGGUCAUCGGCAACGCCAUGGAGAAGUACUCGGUGGAGAUUUCGGCGGGUCUGGGCCCGAGCGCCGGCAAGGUGUGGCGCAUCGGCCUCAUGGGCAUGAACGCCCGCCCCCAGAACGUCCGGCUCGUGCUCAACGCGUUCGAGGACGGCCUCAAACAGCAGAAGUUCCUGUGA